Electrophorus electricus (electric eel) is the source of this 3627-nucleotide messenger RNA. It is a transcript of the gene hells, whose product is annotated as helicase, lymphoid specific. Gene Ontology annotation, biological process: pericentric heterochromatin formation; DNA methylation-dependent constitutive heterochromatin formation; lymphocyte proliferation. Lineage: Eukaryota; Metazoa; Chordata; Actinopteri; Gymnotiformes; Gymnotidae. Gene Ontology annotation, cellular component: nucleus; pericentric heterochromatin. Gene Ontology annotation, molecular function: ATP binding; chromatin binding. The record is from RefSeq and is a predicted model, not a curated record.
UGCCUGGCAGAUGUUGGGCUCUAGUGACGUUUGUGUAUAAACCAUUUCUAAAUUAGCUAGCUAGCAUUUAUUUGGGAGUUUUGUAAAGUAUCUACAAGUGGCAAAACGUAAACUGGUUUCAUUAUAACGACUUGGUAAUUCUCAAUUUGGGAUUCUUGUACUCUGUGUUGCUUGCUUGGAUAAGUAGUGCGUGAUAACAGAUUCGCUAGAAAUUGUAAGAGCCUACAUCCCUCGCAAGACGUAAGAUGAGCGCCGUUAAAGAAGAGGCACGCAGUGUCUCCCCCCAAUGUCCAAAACCGAACGAAUCCGAGGAACCAGAAGGAGCUUCAAUGGAAGUGGAUACUGCAGUAAAAUGUCAAGUUGAAGAUGUGGUCAUUACCAAGGAAAUGGUAGAAGAAGAGAAAAAUUUAAUGGAAGUAGGGGAAAGAAAGGAAAGAGAAAUGAUGGAAGAGGCCAGGCAAUCAUGGGAAAAAGACACUCAAGAAAUGAGAUUUAAGCGGCUUCAGCACCUUUUGGAGAAGAGCAACAUUUACUCCAAAUUUCUCCUUACAAAAAUGGAACAGCAGCAGGAGGAAAAGCUAAAAAAAGAGACACAGGAAAAAAAAGCAGCCACUUUAAAACAGAAGGGCAAUGGCAAAAAGACAGAGAAAGUUGAGAGGAAAAAGCGAGAAAGAGAAGAUUACAAAAUUGCUGAUGUCAUGUCUAAAGAAGAAAUUUUGUCAAAAGCCAAAAGACAGAAAAUGGAGGAGGAGGCUCCUAGACAGAAGAAACUUGAGGCAGAGGACAUUGAGAAUUUAAGUGACUCAAACUCUGACAUAAAAGGGCGGCUCUCGGAAGUUGUAAGGAAUAAUGCUAAGCAAAUGCUGGACCCCAAAAGGAAAGUUAAUGGACAGUCUGUACCUUUGCAGCAGCCUAAGCUCUUUACUGGGGGUGUGAUGAGGUGGUACCAGGUGGAGGGCAUUGAAUGGCUUAGGAUGCUAUGGGAGAAUGGUAUUAAUGGGAUCCUGGCCGAUGAGAUGGGUCUGGGAAAGACCAUACAGUGCAUUGCUCAUGUUGCCAUGAUGAUUGAGAAGAAGGUCCUUGGACCAUUUUUGGUUGUAGCUCCUCUUUCCACUCUACCCAACUGGAUUAGUGAGUUUAAGCGCUUCACUCCAGAGGUUUCUGUAAUGCUUUACCAUGGCGCACAGAAUGAGAGACACAACCUUGUCAAGCUGAUUCGUAAGCCUCAGGGUUCCUUAAACAUGUGCCCUGUCAUGGUCACAUCAUUUGAAAUAGCCAUGAUUGACAGGAAGUUUCUUCAGCGUUUCCAGUGGAAGUACCUGAUUGUGGAUGAAGGUCAUCGGAUAAAGAACUUGAACUGUCGAUUGGUGCGAGAGCUGAAAAUGCUGCCCACUGAUAACAAGCUGCUUCUGACAGGAACUCCGCUGCAGAAUAAUCUUGCAGAACUCUGGUCUCUUCUUAAUUUCCUACUCCCGGACGUCUUUGAUGACUUAAAGAGCUUUGAGUCUUGGUUUGACAUCAGCACCAUCAGUUCAGGUGCAGAUACCAUUGUGGCCAAUGAGCGGGAAAAAAAUAUUCUGCAUAUGCUUCACCAGAUUCUCACACCCUUUCUACUUAGACGACUGAAGUCAGAUGUAACGUUGGAAGUUCCACCAAAGAAAGAGAUUGUGGUGUAUGCUCCUCUUACCCCUAAACAGGAGAGCUUUUACAGGGCUAUUGUUGACAAAACCAUUGCAAAGGUCCUGGGCCAAGAGAAGGACGACACUACACCAGCGCAGUUGUCCUCCACUGGGCGACCAAAACGUAGGUGUCGCAAGGUGGUGGACUACUGUGAAAAGAGUGAUGAUUCUCACUGUGACCUAGAGAAAUACAUUGAAAAACUUCAGAAGGAGAUGGAGAGUCAGCAGGACUUUGUCCCUGUGCUAGAUGUUCAGAUGCCUCUUGAUGCCCAAAUCAGUCUGAAGCUGCAGAAUAUACUGAUGCUGUUGAAGCGAUGCUGCAAUCAUGCUUACCUCAUAGAGUAUCCUCUAAUCCCUGGCACUGCUGAGUUCAAGAUUGACGAACAGCUGGUGAAGACAUCAGGGAAAUUUUUGAUUCUGGACAGAAUGCUUCCAGAACUAAAAAAGAGAGGACAUAAGGUACUUAUCUUCAGCCAAAUGACUUCUAUCUUGGACAUUCUGAUGGACUACUGUUAUCUGAGAGGGUAUCAGUACAGCCGACUGGAUGGGAGUAUGAAAUACACAGAAAGGGAUGAGAAUAUGAAGAAAUUCUCCUCAGAUCCAGAGGUGUUCAUCUUCCUCCUAAGCACACGAGCUGGUGGACUUGGAAUCAAUCUCACAGCUGCGGACACAGUCAUCAUAUUUGACAGUGACUGGAACCCUCAGGCAGACUUGCAAGCUCAGGAUCGGUGUCACCGUAUUGGCCAGACCAAGCCUGUGGUGGUGUACCGCCUCAUCACAGCAAACACUGUUGAUGAGAAGAUCUUCGAGACAGCAUCUGUCAAGCGCAAACUGGAGAAGAUGGUCAUUCAUAAAAGCAAGUUUAAAGGUGGGAAAGCUGAACUCAAGCAGUCCAAGAGCUGUGUAGAUGUGAAUGAAUUGAGGGACCUGCUUAAGUCCAGAGAUUAUGAGAGGGCCAUAAAAAGCACUAAAGGAAAGGUCAUCAGUGACACCGAUCUGGAGAUUUUGUUGGAUCGCAGUGACCUAUUUGAUCAAGCCAAAAAACGUGUUAAACAAGAGAAGGAUGGUGUGUUUAAAGUGGUUGAGACUAAAGAAGAUAACUCUGAGAUCUGUCUGUUAUGAGUGCUCAGAGGAUGUUGAUGCUGUUGUUUCUGGUGCCAUUCAAGCAAACUGGUCUUGAACUGCUGUUUAUUUGAAGUUCAGCUAUAGGAUGGUUUUUGUUAACAGCUGAGCUUAUGUAAAUCACUUCAUUCUAAAGGUAGUGAAAGUAGAGCUCUAAUGACUGACUUGCCAAGUCACUAAUGUUUAGAAGUAGCUUUUUCCAUGUGUGCUUGCCCCUGAGUACUUUGCUUGCAGGGUAGCUGCUGGUCUCAGUAAUAUCAUUAUUUUGGACCAACUCUUGCCAUAUGAUGCUUCCCAAACCUGUGUAGCACACUGCAGAUAUUUGUUGUUCAUAUGUUACAAACUGACAUCUUUCCAGUAUGGAUAAGUUGUUUUUGCUUUUUCAUGUUUGUAUAAUGUCCAGGAAGGCCAUGUGUCAACAGGUUUUAUUGGGUAGUUUUAAUGCACCUUACGUCCCCCCCAUUUCAUAGGACAUGUUUAAAAUAGAGAAAUGUUGACAACUGUUCCUCUAAUUAUUUCCAUCUUAGUUUGAAAGCACUUUGAACAUGUCAGCCUGUAUGGUUUUAAUAUAUGGAUUAUGCUUUUUUUUUGGGGGGGGGGGUUCUUAAAUAAAAUGGCCUGCAUUUAAUCUGUUUGAGUUGUUAGCAUUACACAAGGAGUUUAAUCAAGAUUACAGGCUGCCUUAAUUGUAUCAAAUUGUUUUUAGGUAGGCAUAUUGAGUGAUGAGUGGAUUUAUGAAUCUUUGUGAAAGCUCUUAAACAACUACUUAGAAAAAGUGGGUAGGCUUCAUUCUUCUUAAACAAGGACAAGUUUCUAAUAAGCCAAG